AAAUAAAAACUAGGACAUCAUGAAUAAACGUGUUGCUGGAACACUAUUUGCAGUGACCUCGGCCGCUUUGGGUUCCUAUUAUUAUGGUGGCUAUCAAGAACGCAAGAAAAUAAGUCAACUAUUGCCGCUGCAACAAGCCGAACUCUUGCAUAAGCAUUCUCAAAAACCUGGAUUUCCAUUGUUUGCCACUGUCUCAGCUGCCGUACCUGCCACCACAACCGAUGUGAGUCUAACCGCCACACCACAAAGAGUCGGAGAAAUUAUGAAAUAUGGUUUCCCCAGUUUAGAUUCAGUGCGUUCCUAUUCGGAUUUUGUACUCAGCUAUGAUCGUCGUAAUCGUGUUCCAUCCUGGGUAUUUGAACAUAUAACUGCCGAGUCCAUUGCCAAAAAUGAAAAUGUCGAUCGGUCGAAAUGUGAAUUUAAAACCGACGAAAGUAUACAUCCCUACUUCCAAUCACAAAAUUCUGAUUAUCGCCGUUCGGGUUUCGAUCGUGGACAUAUGGCGGCGGCUGCCAAUCACAGGCGUCAUCAAAAACAUUGCGAUGACACAUUUCAUCUUACCAAUAUGGCACCACAAGUUGGUCAGGGAUUUAAUCGGGAUUCAUGGGAACGUCUCGAGAGUCAUACACGAUCGCUGACAAAAAUCUAUCCCAAUGUUUAUAUUUGCACGGGCCCCCUGUAUUUACCCAAAAUGGAAGAUGAUGGCAAGAAAUAUGUUAAAUAUCAAGUAAUUGGCAAUAACAAUGUCGCUGUUCCAACACAUUUCUAUAAGAUUAUUGUCGGCGAAACGGCCGAUAAUCAUUUGGAAAUGGAAGCCUAUGUUAUGCCCAAUCAAGUGAUUAGUGAUGAUACACCCUUAUCUGUGUUCCAAGUACCGCCAGAGUCAAUUGAACGGGCUGCUGGACUAUUGUUUUUCGAUAAAAUCAAUAAGAAACAAUUGACAAAGAUUAAUGGUAAAAAAGUAUGA
Messenger RNA from Musca vetustissima, 967 nucleotides. Its product is annotated as endonuclease G, mitochondrial-like. Gene Ontology annotation, cellular component: mitochondrial inner membrane; nucleus. NCBI's taxonomy places the organism in Eukaryota, Metazoa, Arthropoda, Insecta, Diptera, Muscidae. The transcript has 2 exons. Bases 20 to 967 code for a protein of 315 amino acids. Gene Ontology annotation, molecular function: RNA endonuclease activity; metal ion binding; nucleic acid binding. The record is from RefSeq and is a predicted model, not a curated record. Gene Ontology annotation, biological process: apoptotic DNA fragmentation.